Messenger RNA from Xylona heveae TC161, 195 nucleotides. RefSeq lists its product as hypothetical. Gene Ontology annotation, biological process: reciprocal meiotic recombination; meiotic DNA double-strand break processing; meiotic DNA double-strand break formation. Gene Ontology annotation, cellular component: nuclear chromosome. The transcript has 2 exons. The annotation marks the transcript as partial. Gene Ontology annotation, molecular function: DNA topoisomerase type II (double strand cut, ATP-hydrolyzing) activity; ATP binding; DNA binding. The record is from RefSeq and is a predicted model, not a curated record. Lineage: Eukaryota; Fungi; Ascomycota; Xylonomycetes; Xylonales; Xylonaceae.
AUAGCUGUGUUUGUCAAGAUCCUCGAUCUGAUGCACCAAGCAUUGGUGACAAGGACAAUAACGACGAAACGAGAUAUCUUCUACAAGGACCCCAAAUUAUUCAUCAAGCAGAGCGUUGUGGACCGCUUCAUUGACGACCUGGCCUUCACUUUUCACGUCCCUCGAGCUGCGCUCAAUGUGGUCGGACUGCCCUAA